Sipha flava (yellow sugarcane aphid) is the source of this 1294-nucleotide messenger RNA. It is a transcript of the gene mRpL3, whose product is annotated as 39S ribosomal protein L3, mitochondrial. The transcript has a single exon. Gene Ontology annotation, biological process: translation. Gene Ontology annotation, molecular function: structural constituent of ribosome. The coding region runs from base 101 to 1228 and encodes 375 amino acids. Gene Ontology annotation, cellular component: ribosome; mitochondrial large ribosomal subunit. NCBI's taxonomy places the organism in Eukaryota, Metazoa, Arthropoda, Insecta, Hemiptera, Aphididae. The record is from RefSeq and is a predicted model, not a curated record.
AAUGAUAAUACAAAAAUGUGAGACACGAGUUUUUUAGUUAUUUUUAGUGUAUUCUUUAAUUCGUCAUUGGUUAUUACUUUACAACAAGUAAAAUUGCAAAAUGUCGAAAAUUAUUAAAUGUACUAUUCUUGAUUUGUCUACAUUAUUACGUGUAACAUACACUGGAAUUACGGUGAAUCAAAUUCGAAGUGCUCAUAACGUUCGACCACCUCGAAUUAAAUAUCCACUAUGGCAUUUACAACGAGAGAGAGCUAAAGACGAUCAGCAACUGACCGAAGACAAUCGUGCAUUUGUCAAGGAAGCUGUUCAUGAUAAGUUUGGCAUGCCAGCUGUGAUUCAUGGUAUAUCUACAUAUGAGGUAAGAUCACCAUUGAAGGAAGACUCUGUUGAGCGCAAAAAUGUGGAAUGGCACCCAAAACUUAAACGUACCGGUCUCAUAGCUCGAAAACUUGGCAACUACCCGAUGUGGUCUGACAAUGGCAAAAGUAUGCUUGCUACACUUUUUCAAGUCAUUGAUAACCAUGUAAUCAAAUAUAUUCCUCCGGGUGAAUUUGAUCCACCAAGAAAACCAUAUUCGUGUCCAAAACACAAAAAAGAACUUGGGUGUCUCUUAGUUGGCGCAGAAAGUGCUGAUCCUCAAUAUUACACAAAACAAUACUGUGGAUUAUUUUAUAGAGAAGGUAUGAUGCCAAAAAAAAUUCUUGGUAGAUUUUUGAUAUCACCAGAAGCUGCUUUACAACCAGGUACACCACUUUUGGCUUCUCAUUUUCGGCCUGGAGAUUUUAUUGAUAUUCGUGGUAAAACUAUUGAUCGAGGCUUUCAAGGUGUAAUGAAACGUCAUGGUUUCCAUGGUUUACCUGCUACUCAUGGAGUGACUAAAUCCCAUCGUAGAGGAGGUAACAUAGGCCAUGGAGGUGAGAAAGGUAGAGUAUUUCCAGGAACAAAAAUGCCUGGUCACAUGGGUAAUCGGUAUAGAAUACAUAAAGGAGCUGAAAUUCUAAGAAUCAAUCAUAAGUACAAUGUUAUCUGGGUAAAAGGAGUAGCAUCACCAGGAGAAACAAAUUCUAUAGUUUAUUUACAUGAUACUAUAUUGCCAUUAAGAAAACAUAAAAUUACACCUCCAUUUCCUACAUCAAAAGAAGUCGAAGACGAUCAAUUAAUAGAUUCAUAUAAGGAACAUAUGUAUAAAUUUACCGAUCCAACUAUAACUUUUGAAGAGGAAAAAUAAUUUUUAAUAAAUAUAUAUUACUAUGUAUAAGAAUUAUGUUACUUAUAAUAAAUUUUUUUUUUUUGA